Molecule: messenger RNA, 1977 nt
Organism: Boeremia exigua
Lineage: Eukaryota; Fungi; Ascomycota; Dothideomycetes; Pleosporales; Didymellaceae
Exons: 3
Coding region: 1-1977 (658 amino acids)
Source: RefSeq, a predicted model, not a curated record
AUGGCCGACAGAUCCACAGACGAUGGGCAGCCGCUCGUAUCCUCAACGACGUCAACCACCACCUCAGGCCCACAUACAACGACAACAACGACCAGCUAUCCGGCUGGGCCGGGCCAUGUCACUACUCACGGUCCCAGCUCCACUACCAUCACUCAUCCUACAAUAACAACCACCACGCACGCACCAUCCCAGCACCAAGCAGUUCAACCCCAGGUACCUGCGUCUACGGCUGCGCCCAUCACUCGAACACGCACUGGCUCUAUUCGCAUAAGGCGACCUUCUUCGGGCCGUGACAUUCCCAUUGCGGCCCCUGCACCAGCUGCUCACCCGUUGCAGACGAUCCCUCAGGCCCAGCCACCAUUGAUCUCUCCACGACCUACUCCAGUCAAAGAAAACAGCUGGCAGGGACAGGGCAACCGUAGAAGAAGCAGCUCCGAACCUCAGCGUCCCCCUGUAGCAUUACUUGAAGCUGAGCACGAAUUGAGACAUCAUCCUACAGCCACAAUGCCAUUGCAGCCAUUAUACGAAGACGAAUCGCAGACCGGUGCCAAUGUGGGCGCAGGGCCGCCGCCUACCAGAGGUGAUAGUAAAAGGAAGAGGCCAGGCAUGAACCGGAUGACAUCGGCCAUCAAUCUGCGUCGCAGAGACCAUCAGCAACGUGAUCAUGAAAUCGACAACGACAUGGUUGACAUGCUCGACGUCAUUGAUCCGGAGGUUUCUGCAUUGACAACCUUGAAUAACCUUCAAAAUUCACUAUUUCUGCCCAACGUACCAUGGCUCUACAAUCGCCAACCUACCUACGAUCUUAUGCAAUCAGCAUCAGAGUCCUCGGAUGAAGAGGCAGGUACGCGACGUGGAAGCCAAACUGACAGAUUAGCCGAAAUGACUCAACCUGGAGAACACGAACAAGCAUCCCGUGGGGAGCUUCGUCGAACUGACACGAUCGAUUCGACAUUGUCCACCCUGGAAGAGGGUCCGGGCCACCAUUUCGCGGUCCUUCCACACGGCGCCUCACUUCCUGGCUGGAGUCAGGAAGAGAAGGACGCUCUAGAUGAUCACGUACGACAUUUGCUACAUUCGCGCCGAGCAAAAUUCAAGCGUAGUAUGCGCGGGUUUGGUCGAUACUGCCGUAACCCCCUCGGGCUCCUGGUCACCGUCUACUUCUUCUUGAUCACUUUCUGGGGGGCUGCAUGGGUCCUCUUCCUUAUCGGUUGGAUAUCCGUUGCUGGUCGACAGGCAUACUUCGUCGAGAUCUGUGAUCAGAUUUUGACUGCCCUAUUUUGUGUUGUCGGCAUCACCAUGUUCCCGUUCCGACUUUACGAUACCUACCACAUGUCGUUCGUUGCUUUAUACGCUCACAAGACGUGGCGGCUUCGCAAAGAGCGUGGACUAAAGAAACUGAAAGAUCAUAACGAGCUGCCUGCAAUGCCACCUCAGUCGACGCCAUAUGACACUGCGGAGGAAAUCGAAGAGGAAGUGCGUAUCGAAGCACCCGUCCUGAAUGACGAAGAACAGAAGAAACUCGAGUAUCAUCAAGGCAAGCUGGCCAAGUCGCAUACCUUCUACCGACCGCACGAGACCUAUACCCAUCACGCGUUCUCCAUUCGACUGCUCAUCACUAUCAUCGUUUUGCUGGAUUGUCAUUCAAUGUUUCAAAUUGCGCUUGGCGGAACAACCUGGGGUAUUUAUUACAAGGUGCGACCAAAGGCACUUACAGCUGUCAUUCUUGCAUGCAGUCUUACAUGUAACAUCGUCUCGGGUAUCAUCAUUGGUAUCGGCGAUAAACGCAGCCGCAAGACACUCGUAGUCGAGCAGAUGAUGCGACAGGGUCUUACUGAAGAGGCUUUGAAGAAGUUGAGGAAGGAGCGUGGUCUCAAGGCCAGAGGCUUGCCCACCAAGGAGAAGAAAAAGCAGAUACAAAAGGACAUUGGCGAGAAGAAGAAGAACCCUCUGGAUACUAUUCUUCACCGAGGGUAG